Messenger RNA from Centruroides sculpturatus (bark scorpion), 1144 nucleotides. RefSeq names its product casein kinase I-like. Gene Ontology annotation, molecular function: protein serine/threonine kinase activity; ATP binding. Gene Ontology annotation, biological process: signal transduction; peptidyl-serine phosphorylation. Lineage: Eukaryota; Metazoa; Arthropoda; Arachnida; Scorpiones; Buthidae. Gene Ontology annotation, cellular component: nucleus; cytoplasm. The coding region runs from base 58 to 1047 and encodes 329 amino acids. The record is from RefSeq and is a predicted model, not a curated record. The transcript has a single exon.
UAACAAUACAUUAGCUGUAAUUAUAAUAACAAUGGUUAUAAUUAAGAGUUAAGAAGAAUGGAAUCAGCAAAUGUAUUGCAAGUUAAACCAGAAAGUAUCAUAGGUGGAAAGUAUACUUUAUCGAAAAAAUUAGGAAAAGGCUCCUUCGGAGAUAUUUACAUCGGGGAAGAUCGGGACAAUGGCGAAAAAGUAGCGAUUAAAUUAGAAAGAAAUUGUAUUGGAAAGCCUUCUAAUUUGCUAUCGGAGAGCAAGAUUUAUAAUAUUUUAAAGAAAGGAACCGGAAUACCUGACAUAAAAUGUUACGAGUGCAAUAAUACGCGUUACAACGCUUUAGUUAUGGAACUUCUGGGACCAAGUUUAGGAGACUUGUUUGCCUACUGUAACUACCGGUUUAGUUUAAAAACGGUUUUAAUGCUGGCUAAUCAGAUGAUUUCUCGUUUAGAGUACGUCCAUUCGAAGAAUAUUAUCCAUCGCGACGUUAAACCGGAUAAUUUCUUGAUGGGUUCCUUCAAUUCUUAUGAUACGGUGUAUUUAAUUGAUUACGGGUUAGCUAAACAAUGUACAUUUAAGCCUAAACGUCUUAAUUACGGUAGAUAUAGAAAGAUUGUAGGAACAGCGAGGUAUGCUAGCAUUAAUGCUCAUCGAGGGAUCGAGCAAAGUCGUCGCGAUGAUCUGGAAUCGCUAGGGUACGUGCUCAUGUAUUUCAAUCGAGGAAAUCUUCCAUGGCAAAAUUUACACGCUGUUACAGCAAUACAGAAAUGCGAAAGAAUUUUAGAAAAGAAAAUCUCAAUUCCUAUAGAAGUAUUAUGCAAACACUUUCCCGAAGAAUUUGCCAUUUAUCUGAAGUACUGUAGGAGUUUAGGAUUCGAGCAGAUACCCGACUAUACGUAUCUUCGUACAUUGUUUUCUACAUUGUUUCGUUCGCUAAAUUAUUCUUACGACUACAAUUACGAUUGGAAGAAGUCUAAGCAAAAAUACAAGAGUUUUUCUUCAAGCAAAACAAAGGAAAAAUCCAUUAACGAUACAUACGUCGGCGGCGAUUAUUAAACGCCAAACAAUUCGAAAUUUAAAAAUGAAUUUUUAUAAAAUUAUAUAAAUAAAAUAUAUUAUAAAAUUUUUAUCGAAUAUAAAUAAAAUAGUAUAA